AAACCCCCCGCCCAGUUUCAUCAUUCCAUAACCAAUACCUCUUCACUAUUCGAUUCCAGUGUAUCUUCCAAAGCCAUUUCUUCAACCACCGUUACCCUCAUCGCCACCAAGAGCUGCUGCCUUCUUUGCUUCGAAGUCAUUUCCUUCCUCACCGCAGAUCACAAUGGCCGCUUCUGCUGUGAUGCAAUCCAUUCCCUCAAGCACGGCUAGUCGAGGUGUUUAUAGGACAACGACUAAUCGCCUACUCCCGGCGGCGGUUCGACUGUGCUCCCGGAAUACGGGCGCCUUUCGAGUGCGAUGCACCGGGGAGGAGGAUCAGAGAGAGCAAGCGAUUCCAUCAUCGAUCCCACCGUCACCUCCCAAACUAGAGCCAGCUCCCUCGUCAACGUCUAAGGUGACGAGUACGAAAUUCACAGACAUUUUGGCGUUCAGCGGGCCAGGACCAGAGAGGAUCAACGGGCGGCUAGCGAUGAUCGGGUUCGUGGCUGCGCUAGCAGUUGAAGUAUCGAAAGGGCAGGACGUGUUCGAGCAAAUAGCGAACGGAGGGAUUCCAUGGUUUGUGGGAACGAGUGUGGUUCUGACAUUGGCAUCGUUGAUUCCAUUGUUUAAAGGAGUGAGCGCUGAGUCGAACUCGAAGGGGAUAAUGAGUUCUAACGCCGAGCUGUGGAAUGGGAGGUUCGCAAUGUUGGGCCUUGUUGCUUUGGCCUUCACCGAGUAUGUUAAAGGUGGAAGCCUGGUGUAAGUUGUGCACAUUUUAUGCAAUGUCUAAUAUGAUUUUGUAUUAAAUGAAAUUUUAGGAAUGUAAAGGAAAGGUGCUAUUAAAGUGUAGUAUUUAAGUACCUUAAUCAUGUGCCAAUAGUGUUCCUUUAUGUUUAUUUUUUUCACUAUUCAGUCAUAUAAUUGAGUUUCCAUCCAUUUGUUAA
This is a messenger RNA of Cucumis melo (muskmelon), 923 nucleotides long. Its product is annotated as early light-induced protein 1, chloroplastic. Bases 164 to 742 code for a protein of 192 amino acids. NCBI's taxonomy places the organism in Eukaryota, Viridiplantae, Streptophyta, Magnoliopsida, Cucurbitales, Cucurbitaceae. The transcript has 3 exons. The record is from RefSeq and is a predicted model, not a curated record.